UAUGGGUGGGGAUCAAGGGUGUUUUUGGUAACAUUGUCUUUGGAUUUAAGAUUAGUUGUGGAUGAGUUGUUGAUGUGUUGAGUGUGUUUGAUUGAAUUUUUGCAAGAUGGGUAUCCUACCGAUAAUAUCGUCAGUCCUGCUCCUCAAUUGCCUAUCUGCAGUAAUAGGUGAGCCAUCUUACUAUCGCCAGUACCGGAUACUGAAUUACCCCGUCGAGUACUACCCCGAACGGUACUCGUACAACUUGAACCCGUACGUUUAUAGGUACUCGAGGCCGGUAUACAAUGACAAUAACGUUUACAUUACCGACAAAUAUGGAAGGACCACCGUCACGUCAGCCGCCAAUUACAGAGCGCAAUCCUAUGUGACCACGUGCACGAGCAGCACCUGCGGCCACAACGCCCAGUGUUCAGUCGUGGGCGGGCGCCCAGUUUGCUCCUGUUUGAGAGGAUACUCCGGCGACCCCAUCAGUUCCUGCGUAAGGUCCGAAUGUUUGGACAACUCCGAAUGUCGCGGCCACCAAACCUGCCGCAACGGCAAGUGCGUGAACGUGUGCGACGGCGUGUGCGGCGACAACGCCAACUGCGACUCACGCAACCACGUGCCCGUCUGCUCCUGCCCUCCGGGAUUCACCGGCGAUCCGUUCAGCAGGUGCAGACGCUUCGACCCCGCUGAGCUGUGCCAUCCCAGCCCCUGCGGCCCCAACACCAACUGCGAGGUGGUGAACGGAGUGCCGACCUGCAGAUGUCUGCCAGGGUAUCACGGCUCCCCGAUUGCCGGAUGCAGGCACGAGUGCGAGAGCGAUUCGGAGUGUGGACCUACUUCUGCUUGUAUAGAAUUCAAGUGUCAGAAUCCUUGCACCUCGCAAUGUGGUACCAAUGCGGAGUGUGAGACUAUUAGUGGCCACAGGGCUGUUUGCAAGUGUCCCAAGAACUACUUUGGAAACCCGUACUCAAGCUGCCAACCCGAAUGCUACGGCGACGUGGACUGCCCAAGGAACAAACCGGCCUGCUUCUACGGCAUCUGCAAGAGUCCCUGCGACGGUGCCUGUGGCGUCGGAGCCAACUGCGAGCUUCGCGGUCUCACACCAGUGUGCUCUUGCCCCAGAGACAUGACCGGUAAUCCGUUCGUCAGCUGCAGACCUUUCACGUCCCAGGACUUGUGCGAGCCCAAUCCUUGCGGCGCCAACGCCAAAUGCCAGCCAGGUUUCGACAGGACCAACAAGGAGCGACCGGUUUGUACCUGUUUGCCCGGCUACACCGGUGACCCACUCAGAGGAUGCGUCAGGGGUGAAUGUACUGAUGACAGUGGAUGUGCGGACAGUCAGGCUUGCAUCGACUACAGGUGCCAAAAUCCUUGCGUGGGACAGUGCGGGGUGAACGCCAACUGCAACCCAAGAAGACACAUCGCAGUGUGCACCUGCCCACCAGGCUACAACGGUGACGCUUUGAUCCAAUGUUAUCUCAACAAGGGCGUGAGAUACCGCAAAUAAAUUAAACAGAAAUAAUCGACUAAUUUAUUUUUUCAAGUUAUGUAAAUAAUGUACUGCCAUUUUGAAACGAAACAAACAUAUUUUUGUAAUAAACAAUUUUAAGUAGGA
Aethina tumida (small hive beetle) is the source of this 1600-nucleotide messenger RNA. RefSeq names its product neurogenic locus notch homolog protein 1. Lineage: Eukaryota; Metazoa; Arthropoda; Insecta; Coleoptera; Nitidulidae. The record is from RefSeq and is a predicted model, not a curated record. The coding region runs from base 107 to 1492 and encodes 461 amino acids. The transcript is spliced from 8 exons.